GGUGCUCUGUGUCCCUCGGAUACAGCGGAUCACCGAUCCACGAAAAGAGCCGAAGAUGUCGGUUCGGUCAUGUGAUCAGCUGUGUCCAAUCACAGCUGAUCACAUAAGUGCCACCUGUCAGUGUCCAUCAGUGCCAGCUGUCAGUGCUGAACAGUGCCAUGUGCCAGUGCCCAUCAGUGCCACAUCAAUGCCACAUAUCAGUGCCUACCAGUGCACAUCAAUGCCACAUAUCAGUGCCCAUCUGAGCUGCCCUUCAGUGUCACCUAUCAAUGCCAAUCAGUGCCACCUAUCAGUGCUGCCAAUCAGUGCCACCUAUCAGUGCCAGUCAGUUACGUCUAUCAGUGCGCAUCAGUGCCGCCUAUCAGUGCGCAUCAGUGCCGCCUAUCAGUGCCAGUCAGUGCCACCUAACAGUGCCAGUCAGUGCCACCUAACAGUGCCAGUCAGUGCCACCUAACAGUG
This is a messenger RNA of Staurois parvus, 459 nucleotides long. The record is from the annotation of a GenBank genome assembly. Lineage: Eukaryota; Metazoa; Chordata; Amphibia; Anura; Ranidae.